AUGCAAUUUUCACUUGUAGCAAUAGCAUUAUUGGUUUAUGUGGCUAAUAGUUUGGAACAAAUUUAUGCAGAAGGCAACCAUAAUUUUCAGAAAACUUCAAAGAAUAUUAAAAAAGAUACGUUUAAAACAAUAACUUUGAGUUACUUUCAAUUUCAUGGAGUGCGCAGUUUGAACUUGAUUGUAUGUCCAACUAAUAACACAGCUUGGAAAAUUCCUGCAAUGGUGUCAUUUUUUAUGGAACACAACCUGCCAGUACGCGUUUGGUCGGGUCAUGAUUAUUUGCCAGAAAUGCCUAAACGAGGCUUAUUUGGUCCACCCAUUACUUUUCGUGAUGAUAGAAACGAUUCUUUUCGACGUCCUUUAAAACUUAAACUUGAACCUUUAGCCCAUAAAACAGGCAUAAUUUUAAAUGAUUUCAAUACAGGCUGUGCUUUAAACGUUUUAAGAUGGUCAGCGGCCUCCGAAAAUAAUUAUUUUAAAACCAAUAACUUUUGGCUGCUUAUAACAAAAGAUAUUACAGAUUUAAAGUCUUUGGAAGAUGAGGAUAUUUUUCUGCCACCCGACAGUGAAGUUAAAGUUUUAGUUCAACAUGUAAAUCUAGCAUUUUCGCUAUUUGAUGUUUAUAAAGUAGCUGCCUUUAAACCGCUAAAACAUAAUUUUGUAGCUCAUAAUUUUUCUGAUGUAGAGGAAAUGUGUAAAGCUCUAAGGAAAUUUGGUUCGGUAAUUUCCCGGCGUGAGGAUUUGGAGGGUAUUACUUUUAAUACCGGUUUGGUAAUCAACUUUCCCGAUAUGUUUACUGAUAUAGAGGAUUUAUCUUUGAGACAUAUUGACACCAUGGCAAAGGUUACCAAUCGCUUAGUGGUGGAUAUGGCCAGAAAAUUGAAUCUGAAAUUCAAUACUUAUCAAACCGACAACUAUGGCUGGCGUAAAGCCAACGGCUCUUUCAGUGGUUUAAUGGGUCGUUUUCAACGCUACGAAUUGGAUUUUGGUCAAAUGGCCUUUUUUAUGCGUUUAGAUCGCACUGCUGUUUGUAAUUUCCUAGUCGAAACUUUUCGCAUAAGAGCUGGCAUAAUGUUUAGACAGCCUCCUUUGUCUUCGGUGGCCAAUAUUUUCACCAUGCCCUUUGAAAUGGAUGUGUGGAUUUGUUUAAUCAUUUUGAUUGUGGUUACUUUCUGUGUAUUUGCUUUGGAAUUGGCUUUAUCGCCGCACACUCACGAAAUGCACUACUGGGAUUGUGCCAUCUUUGUGUGGGGAGCCAUGUGCCAGCAGGGAUUCUAUGGCUCCGUGUCCAAUCUUUCGGCUCGUAUUAUAAUUUUCACCACCUUCGUAGCCACGUUAUUUUUAUUUAUAUCAUUUUCGGCCAAUAUAGUGGCUCUAUUGCAAAGUCCUUCGGAAGCUAUACGUUCAUUAAGUGAUCUGAGUCAUUCUUCAUUGGAACUGGGGGUAAUGGAUACGGUUUACAAUAGAGUGUUUCUAAAUGAAUCCACUGAUCCCGUAACUAAAUAUUUGUACCUCAAGAAAAUCUUGCCCAAAGGUGAGAGUAUUUACAUCAGCCCUGCUGCUGGGAUUAACAAAAUGCGCUAUGAAACCUUUGCCUUUCAAGUAGAACUACAAACGGGCUAUCAAAUUAUUAGCGAUACUUUUAGUGAACCCGAAAAAUGUGGCCUUAAGGAAAUGGAGCCAUAUAAAUUGCCCAUGAUAGCAGUGCCCACCCGUAAAAACUUUCCCUACAAGGAGUUAUUUAGAAGACAACUGAGAUGGCAACGCGAAGUGGGUCUUAUGAAUCGUGAGGAACGUAAAUGGUUCACCCAAAAACCCAAAUGUGAAGGCAUGGGUCGUUUUGUUUCGAUUGGUUUAAAGGAAUGUCGUUAUGCUUGGGCGGUAUUAGGUUGGGGUUUCCUAUUUGCUUUGACCGCUUUGGGCUGUGAAUUGCUGUUAAUAAAGUAUUUGAAAUACAUUGGAGGAGUUGCCAAGUGCCCCUCCAAGGCAGGUUCCGGAACCCUGAAGUCUCUAGCUUAUCUGGCUAAGAUGGAGAAGAGAGAUCUGGCUUCUUUAAAUUCGAAAGAAUUUACGGUGGGUUGGUCUUCUUCUGGGGAGUGUCAUACAGAUGCUGAUGUCGACCAGGCAAUCAUCCGUAAGGGUGUAGAGUCGGCGACUUCAUCAGCAUGUCUCUUAGCUGAAAUUGAGGACGGUUUAGCUCUAACUUCUGAACCGCUAUGGGCUUCGGUAAGUGCUGUGGAUGAUAGUUGGUCAUUACCGUCAUCUUCACAGGUACUCCAUAAAGGCGACCUUAAAAGAAAUAAAGCUGGCAGUGUUCAGCAUUCCUCGACAAAGGUACUGAAGAUCCCUGCAUCGCUGAACACUGGUGGUUCAACUCCUGCUAGCGCUCUUAAAGGCACCCAAAAGGAGUCUAUUAAGAGAGCUAGAUCUGGGGAUGAUCAGCCGUCCUUAUCAACUAAGAAGGUGAAGAAAUCUUUGAGCCAGGAUAUUAAAGAAUGUGGUAAAGUAGAGGCAGCAAAUGAUAAAGACAUCAUUUUGGCAUAUUUUCAUUAUCAUGGCGUAAACAGCUUAAACCUAAUUAUAUGUCCCUCUAAUGAAACCUCAGCUUUUAAGCUUUCCUCCCUAGCCUGGUACUAUUUGAAAAACAAUAUGCCUUUACAUAUUUGGUCGGGAGAGGAUUAUUUAGCUGAAAUGCCUGAGCCAGCCUUAUAUGGUCCUGCCAAUACAUUUGUAAUGAACAACAAUGAUUCUUUUCGACGUCCUUUAAAAUUAAAACUUGAACCUUUAGCUCACAAAACAGGCGUCAUAUUAUUUGACUUCAAUACAAUGUGUGGUUUAAAUGUUCUGAGAUGGUCGGCUGCCGCCGAGCACAAUUAUUUUACCAACAAUAGAUAUUGGCUAUUAACCACAAAACAUAACUCCGAUGUAAAUGCUCUAGAGGACAAGGAAAUAUUUCUACCCCCAGACAGUGAAGUAAAAGUUUUAGUUCAGAAUGAGAUGAUGGCUAACUUUAACUUACUGGAUGUUUAUAAAGUAGCAGCUUUCAAGCCUGUUAAACAUAAUUUUGUGGCAGAGAAUUUCCAGGAAACAAAAGAAAUGAUUACCUCAUUGCAAUUGUAUGGUUCGGUUAUAUCCUUGCGUGAGAAUUUGGAGAAUAUAACUUUUGACACGGGUCUGGUGAUAGCCUUUCCCGAUAUGUUUACAAAUAUAGAGGAUUUGAGUUUAAGACAUAUUGAUACCAUCUCCAAAGUAAAUAAUCGUUUGACCAUAGAACUGGCCAAUAAAUUAAAUAUGCAUUUUAAUACUCACCAGACUGACAACUAUGGCUGGCAUCAACCGAAUGGCUCUUUUGAUGGUUUGAUGGGUCGUUUUCAACGUUUUGAAUUGGAUUUUGGGCAAAUGGCCAUUUUUAUGCGUUUGGAUCGUAUUGCUUUAUGUGAUUUUGUUGCGGAAACUUUUCGCAUAAGAGCUGGCAUAAUGUUUAGACAGCCUCCUUUGUCGGCAGUGGCCAAUAUAUUUGCCAUGCCUUUUGAAAAUGAUGUUUGGAUUUCUUUGGUCGUUUUGGUUAUAGUCACCUUUUGUGUAUUUGCUUUGGAAUUGUUAUUUUCUCCUCAUAAUCACGAAAUGGAUUAUUGGGAUUGUGCUGUGUUUGUUUGGGGUGCCAUGUGCCAGCAGGGUUUUUAUGUUUCAGUGGCAAAUCGUUCGGCUCGUAUUAUAAUUUUCACCACCUUCGUGGCCACCUUAUUUCUGUUUACAUCAUUUUCUGCCAAUAUUGUAGCUCUAUUGCAAAGUCCUUCGGAAGCCAUACACACACUAAAAGAUUUGAGUCAGUCUCCUUUGGAAAUUGGCGUACAGGAUACUGUCUACAAUAAGAUAUAUUUCAAUGAAUCUACCGAUCCUGUUACUAAUUAUUUGUACCACAAGAAAAUUGCUCCCAAGGGAGACAGUAUUUAUAUGCGACCCUUGGUGGGCAUGGAGAAAAUGCGUUCUGGCAUGUUUGCCUAUCAAGUGGAAUUGCAGGCUGGCUAUCAAAUAAUCAGCGAUACUUUUAGCGAGCCAGAAAAAUGUGGUCUCAAGGCUUUGGAGCCCUUUCAGCUGCCCAUGAUAGCCAUACCGACGCGCAAGAAUUUUCCCUAUAAGGAACUAUUUAGGAGACAAUUAAGAUGGCAACGUGAGGUGGGUCUUAUGAAUCGUGAGGAGCGCAAAUGGUUUCCUCAAAAACCCAAAUGUGAGGGUGGUGUGGGCGGUUUUGUUUCCAUUGGCCUAACAGAGUGUCGUUAUGCCUUGGCCAUAUUUGGUUUGGGUUCUCUAUUUGCCGGCUCCGUGUUAUGUGCCGAAUUGUUGCUGAAAAACUCCUUUAAAUUGUGGAGGUUUAUGAAUAAAUUCAAAUGA
Messenger RNA from Calliphora vicina (urban bluebottle blowfly), 4392 nucleotides. RefSeq names its product Ionotropic receptor 75d (gene Ir75d). Gene Ontology annotation, cellular component: membrane. The record is from RefSeq and is a predicted model, not a curated record. NCBI's taxonomy places the organism in Eukaryota, Metazoa, Arthropoda, Insecta, Diptera, Calliphoridae. The coding region runs from base 1 to 4392 and encodes 1463 amino acids. The transcript is spliced from 11 exons. Gene Ontology annotation, molecular function: ligand-gated monoatomic ion channel activity.